Brassica rapa (field mustard) is the source of this 5042-nucleotide messenger RNA. Its product is annotated as probable disease resistance protein At5g66900. Gene Ontology annotation, molecular function: ADP binding. Lineage: Eukaryota; Viridiplantae; Streptophyta; Magnoliopsida; Brassicales; Brassicaceae. The record is from RefSeq and is a predicted model, not a curated record.
ACGAAAAAAACUGUCAAAUAAAUGAUGUAACAUUUCCGCCUUAGAAUCACAAUUUUUUUACUGAUCCAAAAACAUAUUAAUCUAUAGUGAUCGAGCCAAAUCAGGUAUAAAAUUUGGUCAACUUUAACUUUCACUUUACCGACAUAUUUUUUUUUUACAGAAAUCAAAACGAUGUCAUUUUGCUAAAAUAAAAAAUAACAAAAUUCACCAUAAUAUUACUGAAUUUACAAAGUUUUGCUAAAAGCUUGAACAAUUCAUUAAUCCAAAAAAAAAUAUAAACGUGCUUUGGUGAAAAAUUAGAUAAAAACCAAGAAUCCAAGAUCCAAACAGAACAAGAAACAAAUCAAUGCCCGAUCAGGGACAGACCCAGGUGAUGAAUAGGUGGGGCAAGUGCCACAUACAAAAAUUUAAAUUUUAUUAAUUUUAUUGAAAAUUUAGGAGAACAUAUAUUUUAAGCUUCACAUUGCCACAUGCACAUUUGGUUGAAAACCAACUAUAGCAACUAAAUUUUGUUAAUUACCUCUUAUAUGAUGUGCCCCGUGUUAUACUAUUUGCUAGGUCUGCACUUGUUCCCGAUCCGGUAUGUAAAAAUAACAUGAAUGAAUCUUGUAGAAUUGUAUAAAACAUAUCUAAAUCUGAACGGGUAACCCAAAAAAGCUUGAAGAUAUUAGAAAUGUUAAUUUCCAUAUUGUUAUACAAGUACUAUAUAGUUGCAACCCUUCCCCAAACAUAGUAAUGUUUUGAAUAUUUAAGUUAGAUAUGACGAUAUCCCCUAUAUAUUAAAAGAAAAACAUUACAACAUUCUAGAUAUGUUGGUCCAAUAAACAUAUAUUAUAUACUUUUUUAUUAAAGUAACCAUAAAAUUAAUUAACAAUCUACAAUUAAUUGUCAUAUACUUUAGUUUCAUUAGACAAUUCCGUAAUUUUAUUUAAGUAAAUAAUAAAGUCCAUUAAUAAUGUAUUUAUGGUCAAUUUAAUAAAAAGCUUAUUAUAUAUUUAGAUGGACUAACCUAUUUCUAUAAGGAUUCUAAGAAUCAUUCAAAUGAUGACAUGUGACUACAAAAAAAUGUUGUAAUGAUUCUCAAAUAAUAUAUAGGGGAUAUAGAAUAGAAACACAAAUGUUGAUGUAAGAUGUCUGCUCUGAAGUAGUCGAUGACGUACUUGCUGAAGUAGAUGUCGUGGUGAGUGGUCAAGACCAUGUGGAGUAAAGAUGCUGAGCUGGAAUCGUGUAGACUUGAAGAGCAAGAGAGUAUCUUGGAGAUAUGGAAAGAGGAAUAAACUUGAGGAGCAAGUUUAUGACUUAACGAAAGAAAAAUAAGUGCAUUACACUUAUUGUUAGGAUCAAAAACGGACACGACGAAGUUAAGGAUGGCAGCGGGUCACGUGGGAGUGCAAUACAUCAUGGUUGGAAACAAUUUUACUUUACGUGCUCGGUCUCUCUAUUUCUUGUGUUUUAAGCUUUGUAGAAGAGUUAAAAAAUAAUUUUUUCCAGAUCUUCUUUCUUUUUUAGUAUUUUCCUCUUCCACUCCCAUUUUCUUAACCUUUUCUUAUUGAAAUAUUCUGGCGCCUAAUAACAUAAAAUGUAUCUUUUACGUAAAUAAUUUGUAGAUGAGGCAGAGUCGGAUCAUGGAGUUACUGGUUUUUGUGUCUGUGUCUGAUUCAAACACGAGUGAAAAGAGAGUGGUUAGUAUAUUUAUUUUAGUAAGUUUAUUUUACAUGUAUGAAAAUUUAAAUUAUAAAUUUCUGAUGAUGCAUGUUGACUGAUAAAGAAAUUGUGCCAAGAUUUCAUGCACAACACCGAUUUGGACGAUGAUCAGCAGAUAGUAGUGAAUCCUUAUAAAAUAGAAAUGUUGGUGGUAAGGGGCAAAUGGAAGUAGGGGGCAAUCAGUAGUGAAUCCUCAUAAUUAUUUGCCUUAAAAACCCUGUCACUAUUACCUUUUUCUAUAUUAUCAAAGUCAAUCAAUAUAAUCUUAACUGCCCGGCAAGUGGUGGGGGCAAAUGGAAGUCGUUUGGUUGGUAGAUUGAAGUUUCUAUCUAUAUGCAUUAUUGUUUAUCAAAUCAUCCCCUCUUAACAUCAUAAAUUUUCAGCUAGAUUCAGAUUCUACAGACAAAAUCUGAGAGUUAUAAGUUUUUGGGGCUUGUGAGAGAAGAAAUGAACGAUGUGGUUAGUUUGGGGGUAGGUUCUGUUGCAGGAGCUGUGGUCUCUGAGCUCCUGAAAGUUGUUAUUGAAGAGGCUAAGAUGGUGUUGACUUUCAAAUCUGUGUAUAUGGAGCUUGCAUCGACGAUGGAGGAUGUGCUUCCGAUAAUCGAAGAGAUCGAGAUGUUGCCAGGUGCUGGAGAACUAAAGAAAUUCAAGGAUAUAAUCGAUGAAGCUCUUGUACUGGUUCGGAAGUGUUCACAAGUCAAGCGGUGGAACCUACCCUCAAAAGCUAAAUAUACAAGAAAAAUAGACGAAAUCAACAAGAAGAUGCUCAAGUACUGUCAGAUUCAACUUCAGCUUAUUAUGCUUCGGAACCAACGGCUGAUGAUGCGUCAACAGGGAUUGUUAGCUUGCCAGAUUGUACCUGACGAGGUGUCUACCCUGCCCCCUGACAUGCUAUCUGACAUGCCGCCCAACGUGCCGUCUGACUGUCUGCCCGUGUAUACGAGGGAAGCCAUUGAGAGUCAUCUCAAAAGCAUCAAAAAGAAGCUCGAUUAUUUUACUGUUUCUCCGCCUGUUUAUGUGGAUCUCUGUUCGGUCCCCAAGCUUGAAAAGGUUCUCGUUGGCUUGGAUUUGCCACUGAUGGAGGUAAAGAAGAAGUUCCUUGGUGAUGAUGAUCUCGUGGUCUCUGCUCCACCCGGGUGUGGGAAAACCACUUUGGUUACUCAGCUUUGUCAUGAUGAUGAGAUCAAAGAAAAAUUCGAGUACAUCUUCUUUUGUGAUGUGUCAAGGGUUCCUACCUUCAGGACCAUCGUACAGACUUUACUCCAGCACAGCGGUUACGAAGCACCAACAUUUGAGAACGAUUUUCAAGCAGUUGGUGGCUUAAGGAAGCUCAUUGAGGAACUUACAGAAGAUGGUCCUAUAUUGUUGGUGUUGGAUGAUGUGUGGCUAGGAGCAGAUUCCUUUCUUCAGAAGUUUCAGAUUAACAUACUGGAUUUCAAGAUUUUGGUGACUUCUCGGUUUGAGUUUCCGAGUUUUGGUCCCAUUUAUCAUUUGAAACCUUUGGGAGAUGAAGAUGCUAAGUCCCUUCUCAUUGAGCGGGCAUCUUCAUGUUUUUUUCGCAGGAUAUCACGUAAGCAUGAAGAUCUUAUACAAAAGACUCUGAAAUGUUGCUAUGGAUUACCACUUUUGAUUGAAGUAAUCGGUGUUCAGCUUGUAAGAAAAUCUAUAGAUGGUUUAGGAGAAGUGAUAAGCCGGUCUGAAGAGGAAACAGUUCUUGAUCUUCAGCUUAUAAGAAAAUUUGUAAAUUGGGCCACAGACAAAGUGAAAAGCUGGUUUGAAGAGAAAACAAUUCUUGAUAAUCCCCAACCUAAUGUGCUCGAAUGGCUGCAGCCUAGCUUGAAUAUCUUGGACCCUCAUCUUAAAGAUUUUUUUUUGGACAUUGGCUCAUUUUUUACACAAGGAAAGAUACGUGUUUCCAGUAUAAUUGACAUAUGGAUGGAAUUAUACGGUAAAAGUAGUAAAAGUAGUGCCGUGUACGUGAAGUACCUCAAUGAACUGGCUUUCCGUAAUCUUCUUGAACUUGAUCCUCCAAGGAUAAGUGAAAACAAAGACGGUUUCUACGAUGGAUUCUUAGAUAGUCAACAUAGUAUUCUGAGGGACUUGGCUAUCUGCCAAAGCAAAUCUGAGGAACACUAUGAAAGAGAAAGGCUCAACCUGGAGAUAAGAGAGGAUACAUUUCCAGAUUGGUGUUUGGAUCUAAUGCAGCCUAUAAGUGCUCGUCUUUUGUCUAUCUCUACAGAUGAUUUGUUCUCAUCGACGUGGGCUGAAAUGGAUUGCCCCAAUGUUGAGGCUUUAGUUCUUAAUCUCUCCUCAUCAAGCUAUGCAUUACCAAACUUCAUUGCAACUAUGAAGAAACUAAAGGUUGUGGCUAUCAUAAAUCACGGUCUUGGUCCUGCAAAACUGACCAACUUGUCGUGUCUCAGCUCAUUACCCAACUUAAAACGGAUCAUAUUUGAAAAUGUUUCAAUCACCAUGCUGGACGUUCUCCUUUCACGACUCGGCAGUCUCGAGAAGCUAUCUUUGUUCAUGUGCAGAGUCGGCCUUGAGGUUUCCUACAACAUAAAAGAGAUAGCUAUCCCUGAAGCUCUACCGAGUUUACAGGAGAUUGACAUAAAUUAUUGCUAUGAUCUUGAUGAGUUACCGGAUUGGGUCUGUGAAGUUGUUUCAUUGAAGAAACUAAGCAUCACAAACUGUGGCAAGUUCUCUGUACUUCCAAAGUCUAUAGGUAACUUGAGUAAUCUUGAAGUGUUGAGGUUGUGUUCUUGUAUUAAUCUCUAUGAGCUGCCGGAAUCAACUGAGAGGCUCAGCAAUUUACGGUUUCUGGAUAUUUCUGAUUGUUUGGCACUGAAGAAGUUGCCUUUAGAGAUUGGGAAGUUGCAGAAGCUGAAAAAAAUCUCGAUGAGGAUGUGUUUGGGAUGCGAAUUACCGGAUUCUGUGAAGAAUUUAAGCAAUUUGAAGGUAGAUUGUGAUGAAGAUACUCGACUGUUGUGGGAAAGGUUGAAGCCAGAAAUGGGAAGUUGGAGAAUCCUGAUGGGAAUGUAGCAGCAUAACCUGAAAUAUAUGCUAGUUUGUCCAAAGGCUAAGGAAAGGAGAAGAAAGAGUGAGAAGUUGAACCAGUGAAUAACUCAACCUGUUGAGUAUCCUAUAUAGUUAAACUAGCGGUUUUCCGGCGCUACGCGCCGGGUUUAUAUAUUUUAUUUUUAAAUAAAUAUAGAAUUUAUUUUCUGGUCUUAAUAAAUAAAAUAUGUUCAAAAAUAUGAAAAUAAAAAUAUGUUAAAAGAGAAUGAUAUUUUUUUAUCCAUCUUAUAGUGGUUAACAAACAUCGUGUAUUACUUUGU